AUUCAUUACCAAUCGACAAGACAUUGUCAUCACCGCCAUUCAUUUUAGUUGACUGUACAUCGAAUGACACAAAUUCGAUUAAAUAGAAAAUAAUUUAAUGGAUUACAAUAGUUCAGAAUGGAAACCGAUAUCGUUCGUCUUAGUAGAGUAUCCUAAGGGUGAUUUAUUUGGAAAACUAUUGGCAUGGAUCAGCCUGGCACCGUUGGGUCUAGGUGCUGGAUUUAUUGCUCUAAUUUUAUUUCGACGUGAUUUGCAUACGAUUAUAUUCUUCCUUGGGACAAUUCUGAAUGAAAUAUUCAACAAAAUACUCAAAAACUGGAUCCAAGAACCUCGGCCAAUUGAGCGACUCAAUCUAUCCGAUCAAUAUGGAAUGCCGUCAUCACAUUCGCAAUUUAUUUGGUUCUUCUCCACCUAUUCGACGCUGUUCAUUUUAUUCAGAUUACAUCACAUAAACAACAAUGCAUUACCAUUCGAACGAGCUGGAAGAAUUUUGGUUCUAGUCACGUGUUGGACAAUGACAACUUUAGUAUGCAUAAGUCGUGUCUACUUACUCUAUCACACCAUUGGACAGGUGAUUGUCGGUGCAAUACUGGGCAUAUUAACGGGAACUUCCUACUUUAUGUUCGUUCAUAUUGUGCUGACACCUUUCUUACCUUACGUUGUUUCAUGGAAAAUUUCGGAGUAUCUGCUGCUGCGUGACACAACACUGAUCCCAAACAUUUUGUGGUUCGAAUACACGAACACAAGACAGGAGGCGCGGGCGAGAUCGCGAAAGUUAAUUAGCAUGAAGAGUCAAUGACAUCGAUGGUCUUAUUAGAGUACACACACAGAGUUUUCGUUAACGGUACGUUAUUUAUGUUAGGGAAAAAUGCUAAAAAUGUUUUUACAAUUUAAUAUUUUUGUAUUUGCGCCAUUUAUUCUUGAAACAUUAGGAGUAUUAAGAGUGAAUUUGUAUAAAAACUUACAAAAAACAAAAAAUAAGAUUUAAUCAAGUGGUGGAAAUAACGAAUCAUGGUCAUGAAUUAAAGUUCUUCCGAAACAAAAA
Molecule: messenger RNA, 1045 nt
Organism: Bradysia coprophila
Lineage: Eukaryota; Metazoa; Arthropoda; Insecta; Diptera; Sciaridae
Product: dolichyldiphosphatase 1-like
Biological process (GO): lipid biosynthetic process; protein N-linked glycosylation
Cellular component (GO): endoplasmic reticulum membrane; intracellular membrane-bounded organelle
Molecular function (GO): dolichyldiphosphatase activity
Source: RefSeq, a predicted model, not a curated record